CUGGUCUCUCACUUCAGUUGAGGAACAGUAAGAGUGCAAGUACCUCGUAAUGUCCAAUACUGCUCAAGCAAUGGGCCACUUACCCAGCGGCACUGGAGUAUGCACCACCGUCCCUGACAUGUUCUACAUCCCCGAGCUGAUCUUCGACGCCCUCGUGUGGUGCCUGGUGGCAUCUACGUACGUCACUCCCUCCAACCCCCAGGGAUGGGUGAUGUUUGUGUCUGUCUUCUGCUUCGUGAUCACGUUCAUCUGGUUCUUCAUCUUCCUCUGCGGGGGCCACAGGAACAGCGCCGGCUGGGCAGCAGCAGACUUUGCAUACCACGGACUGGCUGCUUUCUUUUACCUGAGCUCGUCGGUCUCCCUGGCCUACAUAACCUUGACGUUCGGCCCCUUACUUGAUCUAAAGUACUAUCGGAUGGACAUUUCGGCUGUAGUCUUUUCCUUCAUCAGCACAUUGCUCUACUUUAUCCAUGCAAUCUUCUCUGCCAACCGGUGGAAGACUUUCUAAAGAUUUUACAGAAGAAACAGCCCCUUGUCCUUUCUGACAACAAUGCCAAUAUUGUGUACACCACAUAGUGUACUUGUUCGCUGGCUGAUCUCAUUGAACACACAUAAUUUCAGCAUUUGAGCAUUUUGGAAAAAAUUGAUUUAGCAUUGGCCAAGUGAACAUGUGAAAUGUGGAUGGCUGUAAGAAAAACGCACAUCUAUGUUAAACCUUUUUUCAAUGUCACAUAUACUCACCCCUUUAAUUGUUGAGUUGUCUGCUCUAGUAAAAUGUUUAUUAUGUAUAAUGAUGCUUUAUGUUCUUCCAAUUCGUGACAUUCCCUUUAUAUAUAUAUGAACCUAUCAAACCCCACCUAUGUGUUUUUCCUUCAUAGAUAAUAAAUUAGAAUAAUGUCUUGAAA
This is a messenger RNA of Brienomyrus brachyistius, 905 nucleotides long. RefSeq names its product myelin and lymphocyte protein-like. The transcript has 4 exons. The record is from RefSeq and is a predicted model, not a curated record. Gene Ontology annotation, biological process: myelination. Gene Ontology annotation, molecular function: structural constituent of myelin sheath. Lineage: Eukaryota; Metazoa; Chordata; Actinopteri; Osteoglossiformes; Mormyridae. The coding region runs from base 50 to 508 and encodes 152 amino acids. Gene Ontology annotation, cellular component: membrane.